Molecule: messenger RNA, 2673 nt
Organism: Euleptes europaea (tarantolino)
Lineage: Eukaryota; Metazoa; Chordata; Lepidosauria; Squamata; Sphaerodactylidae
Product: kell blood group glycoprotein homolog
Exons: 19
Coding region: 1-2667 (888 amino acids)
Biological process (GO): protein processing
Cellular component (GO): plasma membrane
Molecular function (GO): metalloendopeptidase activity
Source: RefSeq, a predicted model, not a curated record
AUGCCCCAGGAACGCCUCCCGGGAGGCUGCUGCAGCCUUUGCCGGCACCCGGACGCCGGCAGAAGGCUCCAUCAGCGUCCGGGCCCGGCGCUGCCAUGGCAGCAUCCGGCGACCGGCGUCCAGCCCUGCACGCCAGCACUGGGGCCACAAACACCGGCGUUUGCUGCCCGGACACCAGAGCUGUGGGCCCUUACGCCAGCGCAGGUCUUUGCCAGCCUCCUGAAGGCUUGGAUCCUGGCCGCCGACGCAGCUCAGGAAUGCGCUGUCAGAGAGGAGGUCCCCCCUUCGCCCCCCUCCACCAAGCCCGGGGCUUCUUGCUUCGCGACUGGGAAGGGAGCGGAACGGGGCCGGGCGGCUCCUCCGGGCUCGGCGCGGGACUUUGCGAGCGGCGCCCCCGGUUCCCCUUUCCCCGACUCCCAGGCAGCCCCCGGAGGCGAGGAUGGCGAGGCCCCGGGGGCUCCGGAGCCCCCCGAUCGGCACCCUUCCUGGCCCUCCUGCUGCCUGAACCUCCCUGGACCAGGGCAGACCUAUGAGGAGGCCUCCGGAAGGGACUUGAAGAGGAGAUGCUGCCGGGGGAAAAUCUUACUCCUCUGUGCCGUGCUGUUCAGUGCUGUUCUUGGCCUUGCGCUUCUCAUUUUCUUCACCGUCUUUACCUGUGGCCUGGAAACCUGCAACACCGCAGAGUGUCUGGCGCUCAUGACAAAGUUGCUGGAAGCUCGGAAUGGUACUGUGGACCCAUGCGAGGAUUUCUUCAGCUAUACUUGUGGCAACUGGGAAGCUAACCGCACACAAGGGACAAACGUCUUUGAUGCCCUCUUGGAAGAAAACCAGCUGAUUAUGAAGAGGCUCUUAGAGGAGCCGCACCUUGGGGCCAGCAGUUCAGCAAAGGAGAAAGCCAUACGGUUUUACGGCUCAUGCAUGGAUACAGAACGGAUUGAAGCUCGCGGUGCUGAGCCCUUGAAGGAGCUCAUAAACGAGGUUGGUGGCUGGAGCAUCACAGGCUCCUGGAAAGAGAUGGACUUCAACCUAACUCUUCAGAGACUCAUGAAAACAUACAACACAUUCCCCUUCUUUAAAGCCUACGUGGGACCCAGCUCCUCCGAUCCAAACAUCAACAUUAUCCAGAUUGACCAUCCAGAAUUUGAGUUGCCGCCAGAAAGUCACUUCAAAAAAACAGCGAAUUAUCCUGAGGUCGUACGUCUCUAUCUGUCCUACUUGCUGAAGCUGGCGGCCUUGACAGGAGGAAAGCAGAACCUGAUGUCCAGCUACAUCUCCCCAGCGCUGUCUUUCAUUUCCUACCUCCAGAAGGUAGUCACCCCGCUCAAGGAGAGGCAAGAGAGAAGAAUGUUGUUCUACCCCACCACCAUUGGACAGCUGCAGGAGGAGGCUCCCGCGAUCGACUGGCUGGCGUGUCUCCAGGCGGCUUUCCAUCCGGUGCAGCUGAACGCAUCUCAGCCCAUCGCUGUGCAUGACAUGGAUUAUUUGAAAGGCAUGUCACACCUGAUUGGACAGUGGCAGAAGAAGAGGGAUAUUCUACAGAUCUACAUGAUACUCUGCCUGGUUGUGAAUAUGUCCCCUGCCUUAGACAGACGGUUCCAAGAAGCUCAGCAGGAAAUGGCCAAUAAGUUAACUGGCAGGGCGAUAGAACCGGAGAUGGUUAGAAGGGAUCGUUGGAGGAAAUGCCUGAGUGAGACCAGUACAUUCUUUGGCCCUCUACUUGGAGAGAUGAUCGUGCGAGAGAUUUUCCCCCAGAAGGCCAAGGAUCUCGCUGAGCAGAUGUUCUUCGAGAUCCGAGAUUCCAUCCACAGCCGACUGGAUCAAAUGGAGUGGAUGGAUGCCCAGUCUCGCCAAGAGGCCAAGGAGAAAGUGUAUGGGGUCCGGGUGGAGAUGGGCUACCCGGAGAGCAUCCACCAAACAGAGGAAAUGGAUCGUGAGUACCAAGAGGUGGAAAUACUGGAAGACAACUUUUUCCACAAUGUGGUCGUUUGCCUGACAUUUCUGAGGAAGAGGUUCUCGCAGAGACUCAUCCUUCCCCAUCUGCAGGAUAAUUGGGAAGUGGUCCCGUGGUCUACACAUUCGUACUACUCACUGAGACGCCAUGCUGUCGUCUUCCCUGCGGGAAUGUUCCGCCCCCCUUUCUUCCAUCCUGAAUAUCCCAGUGCUGUGAACUUCGGCACAAUGGGAUUCUUCAUGGCACAUGAGCUGCUACACUGCUUCUAUGAUUACGUGUGGCCCGAGACCUGUUCAGACUGUGACAAGCAAGCCCUGGCCGAAGGCACAGACUGUCUCGUGAGACAGUACGAGAGGUACUCCCUGAAGGGCCAGCGCAUCAACGGCUCCUUCACCCUUCUGGAGAACGCAGCGGACACCGGAGGACUUGCUAUCGCUUACCAGGCCUAUAAGAACUGGUUGGCCAAGCACAGAUGGGUGAAGGACUUACCUUGGCCUGGGGUCUCACACCAUCAACUCUUCUUCAUCAGCUUUGCCCACGCAAUGUGUGGGCACGAGAGUCUCGAGGGACUGCAGAGCUUCUUACGCAGUGACCCACAUAGCCCCCCGCCGCUCCGCGUCCUUGGCUCUUUAAGCAACAGCCAGGAUUUCUCCAGGCACUUCCACUGUCCGAGUAAGUCGCCAAUGAAUCCCGUCCUUAAGUGUCGCAUCUGGUAAAACAAC